Molecule: messenger RNA, 589 nt
Organism: Penaeus monodon (black tiger shrimp)
Lineage: Eukaryota; Metazoa; Arthropoda; Malacostraca; Decapoda; Penaeidae
Product: crustacean hyperglycemic hormones-like
Exons: 2
Coding region: 50-445 (131 amino acids)
Biological process (GO): circadian rhythm
Cellular component (GO): extracellular region
Molecular function (GO): neuropeptide hormone activity
Source: RefSeq, a predicted model, not a curated record
GUCUGGAAGUUGCUGAUCGUCGUUCCCGAUCUGUGUCUACUCUAAAGAUAUGGUUGCCGUUGGACCGAUGCGGACAGCUGUCCUGGUGUCCCUGCUGUUGGCAAUCCCGGCCUCUGCCACCACCUUCGGAGACGGAAACGACAUUCCGACGUUCCUCCGUUCUCCCCCAGAAGCCUCUCCUGUGACUUCCCUCGCAGGAGCCCACGCCUUAAACAGACGAAGCCUAUCCUUUAGGUCUUGCACGGGCGUCUACGACCGCGAACUCCUUGUAAGGCUCGACCGCGUGUGCGAAGACUGCUACAACGUGUACCGCGACGUCGGAGUGGCAGCCGAAUGCAGGAGUAACUGCUUUUACAAUGAGGUGUUUCUGCAAUGCGUGGACUACAAGUUCCGGCCUCGCCAAAGGAACCAGUACCGGGCCGCCCUCCAGAGGCUCGGCAAGUAGACGUUUCCUCUUCGGCCAGACCUUCUGCGGGGACGCUCGCCAUGCGCCUCCCUAGACGACCAAACUCCGGACUCCUGUUUAGUUUCUUUUGCAUCCUGAGUUAAAAGGUGAAACAUUUUUGGCAUCGAAGUGUUUUGCAGCCUC